AUCCAAUGUACAAUCUCUGAAGCACACGGUUCAAUUAAACUUGUAUAAUUCCCCAAAACAAAAUAGCACUGUACUCCUCGAAGAAUAUAAGGUAAAUAAACGCAGCAAGAUCGCACAAAAGUGAGAGACAAAAAUGUCGGACGAGGAACACCAUUUCGAGUCCAAGGCAGAUGCCGGAGCCUCCAAAACCUACCCACAGCAAGCUGGAACAAUCCGUAAGAAUGGCUACAUAGUCAUCAAAGGCCGCCCUUGCAAGGUGGUUGAAGUUUCAACAUCUAAAACUGGCAAGCAUGGUCAUGCUAAAUGUCACUUUGUUGCAAUCGAUAUCUUCACUGCUAAAAAGCUGGAAGAUAUUGUCCCAUCUUCCCAUAACUGUGAUGUGCCUCACGUCAAUCGUACUGACUACCAGCUCAUUGAUAUUUCUGAGGAUGGAUUUGUGAGUUUGCUGACUGAAAAUGGUAAUACCAAGGAUGAUCUGAGGCUACCAACUGAUGACAAUCUUCUAACCCAGAUCAAGGACGGUUUUGCUGAGGGGAAGGACCUGGUUGUGAGUGUGAUGUCUGCAAUGGGUGAAGAGCAGAUAUGUGGUCUCAAGGACAUUGGCCCCAAGUAGUUCGCUUUCUUUGUGCAAACUGUUUGUCCAGUGUUAACAAAAAUAUAUCUUGUAGUACUAUCCUACCGUCUUUUAUGUUUUCAACCCCGAUAUGCCAAGUUUAUUUAGAGGCUGCGUCAAGGAUCUGGAUUAUUAGAGAAAACCUUGUGACUGGCUUCUUGGUAUGCUAUGGAUUUACUGUUUUAAACUUACUUACAAUUUGCUUCAAUGGAUAUUUAAUGCUAUGUUUUGGAAAUUGCAGACAGACACUCUUCUAUGGCAUGUCAUA
Molecule: messenger RNA, 881 nt
Organism: Olea europaea var. sylvestris
Lineage: Eukaryota; Viridiplantae; Streptophyta; Magnoliopsida; Lamiales; Oleaceae
Product: eukaryotic translation initiation factor 5A-2
Exons: 5
Coding region: 134-613 (159 amino acids)
Biological process (GO): positive regulation of translational termination; positive regulation of translational elongation
Molecular function (GO): ribosome binding; translation elongation factor activity; RNA binding
Source: RefSeq, a predicted model, not a curated record